This is a messenger RNA of Ictalurus furcatus (blue catfish), 1680 nucleotides long. Its product is annotated as tyrosine-protein kinase SRK3. Lineage: Eukaryota; Metazoa; Chordata; Actinopteri; Siluriformes; Ictaluridae. Bases 68 to 1489 code for a protein of 473 amino acids. Gene Ontology annotation, biological process: innate immune response; protein phosphorylation; cell differentiation. The record is from RefSeq and is a predicted model, not a curated record. Gene Ontology annotation, cellular component: extrinsic component of cytoplasmic side of plasma membrane. Gene Ontology annotation, molecular function: signaling receptor binding; non-membrane spanning protein tyrosine kinase activity; ATP binding. The transcript is spliced from 9 exons.
CGCCCUUAGCCUUUCAGUCCACGUUUUACUCUAGCAGGGAUGGUGUCCUUAAAUACAGUAGGUAAAGAUGGGCAACAGUGCCUGCUCCUGUAAGUGUUGCCGUUUGCUGUGUUCAGAGGAAGAAGAUACAGUUAUCAACAAACAAAUGUUUAUAUCGAUCACUGAAUAUGCCUGUAAUUCACUGAGUGAUCAGAAGCUCAAUGUGGGUGAUCUCUUGGAGGUGACUGAGGAAGGACAACACUGGGUGUAUGCAAAGAGAUUCACAGUGAAGGGUGCCAAGAAAGGAUUUAUUGAAGAACAGCUCUACGUACCGAGAGAUUUUCUCAAACCAGUGGGUAGUUUGGAGGCACAGUCAUGGUAUUUUGAAAACAUCACAAAGCGCACUGAGGCCAAAAGAUGUUUGCUGAGACCAGAAAACAGUGAGGGUGCAUUUCUUGUGUGGAGAAGUACAGAGAAUAAUUGUUACUACCUUUCAGUAAAGAAUGGGCCCUAUGCACGGCAUUACAGAAUUAGGGAAAGAGAAUCUGACAAACGGUUUUACCUUGUUAAUCGGAAAACAUUUCAGACCCUUCCUGAGUUAGUGCAAUCAUAUUCCAAGGAUCAGGAUGGACUUUGUGCACGCCUUAACCUCCCUUGUGUUAUGCUGGACAAACCAUCCCUUCCCAGCCUCUCUUAUGAGGAACAAUGGGAAAUCGACCAAAGCUCUCUGACCAAAGUGAAGAAGCUUGGCAGUGGGGAAUUUGGAGAAGUGUGGCACGGGGUGUGGAACAAUGUAAUAGACGUGGCUAUUAAAGAGUUUCGAGUCAUCAGCCCAGAUAUUCAGACAGAGAUAAAGAUCAUGAAGGAGCUUCGGCAUAAGCACCUGCUCAGGCUAUAUGCUGUGUGCACUGUUCAUGAGCCCUUCUGUAUUAUCACCGAGCUCAUGAGAAAUGGAAGCUUGAAGAAAUACCUCAUCAUUCACAAAGAGUUGAGAGAUAUUGAGUUUGCGCUCAUGGUGGACUUUGCAGUGCAGAUUACAGAAGGGAUGGCAUACUUGGAGAGCAAGAACAUUGUUCACAGAGACUUGAGAGCUGAUAACAUUCUACUCACUGAAAUGUUGUCCUGCAAGAUAGCAGAUUUUGGACUAGCUCAGUAUACUUUGUCCCAAGAGAAACAAUUAUCUUCAGUUAAAGUCCCAGUAAAAUGGAUGGCACCCGAGAUCUUCGCUGGAAAGGACUACACAAAAAAGUGUGAUGUCUGGUCUUUUGGGAUCCUCUUGACUGAAAUGAUCACAUACGGAAAUGAUCCAUACCCAGACCUUGACAAUGUAGCUUGUGUUCAGGCCAUUCAGAGGGGUUACAGGAUGCCACAACCAGCAGACUGCCCAGUAACACUGUAUGAUAUCAUGUUGCUAUGCUGGCAUUCCAACCCUGAUGAAAGGCCCACGUUCAUGGAACUUCAGGAAAGGUUAACUACUCUGAUCCCUGAACCCGCUGUGGUGCUUGAUUAGAACUUUGCUGAUGAUAUAUACAGACAUACAGAUAUAUACUACAUGAUAUAUACAGUAAAAAAAUAAAACCUACAAAUAUAUUCAAACAAAAUGCUGCUGCAUUGAUAUUAGCUGUUGUGAUGCUAAUGUAUUUAUACAGAAAGUCUUUUUGAUCAUCCAGCUUUCAAUUUAAAGCAAAAAUGCAAGAUGUG